Molecule: messenger RNA, 1333 nt
Organism: Phoenix dactylifera (date palm)
Lineage: Eukaryota; Viridiplantae; Streptophyta; Magnoliopsida; Arecales; Arecaceae
Product: oxygen-evolving enhancer protein 1, chloroplastic-like
Biological process (GO): photosystem II assembly; photosystem II stabilization
Cellular component (GO): photosystem II oxygen evolving complex
Molecular function (GO): oxygen evolving activity
Source: RefSeq, a predicted model, not a curated record
UCAUCCACCACCCAAUAAUCCCUCGUCUCCCUCACAAAAAGCCUUCCGAUAGAUUGCUCGGAGGGAGAGGGAGAAGAAGCGAAGCAGAGGAGAACAAUGGCAGCGUCGCUCCAAGCCGCGGCUAUGUUGAUGCAACCGGCAAAGAUCGGCGCCACCGGCCGGAGCCUUGCCGGGCAGCAACUGAGAACCUUUUCCCACCUCUCCAAGGCCUUCGGCUUCGAGCCGGCUGGAGCCGGGCUCACUUGCUCGCUCCAGACGGAUCUCCGAGACCUGGCUCUGAAGUGCGCCGACGCCACCAAGCUCGCCGGGUUCGCUCUCGCCACCUCGGCCCUCGUCGUUGCGGGAGCCAACGCAGAGGGAGUGCCCAAGAGGCUGACGUACGAUGAGAUCCAGAGCAAGACAUACAUGGAAGUGAAGGGUACCGGCACCGCCAACCAGUGCCCGACCAUCGAGGGCGGCGUCGACUCGUUCGCCUUCAAGCCCGGCAAGUACCAGAUGAAGAGGUUUUGCCUCGAGCCCACCUCCUUCACCGUCAAAGCCGAAGGUAUCAACAAGAACUCCCCAGCCGAAUUCCAGAAGACUAAGCUCAUGACUCGCCUCACCUACACCCUUGACGAGAUCGAAGGCCCCUUCGAGGUCUCUCCCGACGGCGCGGUCAGGUUCCAGGAGAAGGACGGCAUCGACUACGCUGCGGUCACCGUCCAGCUCCCGGGAGGCGAGAGAGUGCCGUUUCUCUUCACCAUCAAGCAGCUCGUGGCCUCGGGCAAGCCGGAGAGCUUCGGAGGACAGUUCUUGGUGCCGAGCUACCGGGGCUCCUCCUUCCUCGACCCCAAGGGGAGGGGAGGGUCUACUGGUUAUGACAAUGCCGUGGCUCUGCCGGCCGGAGGGAGAGGCGAUGAGGAGGAACUCACCAAGGAGAAUAUAAAGAACACAUCGUCGUCGACCGGGUCGAUCACGUUGAGCGUGACCAAGAGCAAGCCGGAGUCCGGGGAGGUGAUCGGAGUGUUUGAGAGCCUUCAGCCUUCUGAUACGGAUAUGGGUGCCAAGGUUCCCAAGGAUGUCAAAAUCCAGGGAAUUUGGUAUGCACAGCUUGAGUCGUAGAAGCCAGUAGUGUUGUUAAGUGUCAGAUUAUAUCCUUCUCCUGGGCUCUUUCAGCCUUGAUUUUUUCUUCUUUUUCUUGAAACUAGAGAUAUAUACAUAUAUAUGUAUAUAGUAAGGUUAAUUUCAACCGUGUACUUCCUUCCAUCUGAGCUGUUGGACAAAUGGUGAAGGUCAAAUUUAUCUAAUCCUCCAUGGCUACUACUGUAUUUUGGGCACAAGGUGGCAAAUUAAA